GUUUUACGUUGGCCCCUAGAACAAAUCCUUUAAACCGUUAGUUUUAUAAUCUUUUGGGAUACUUGGUUUAAGGUGUUUAUAGAUUAGCGGGGCUAUACAUGUUUUUCAAUCAAAUGCCUAGACUUACUAGGUAGCACACUUACUACAACCCCCGCCGAUGAACGCGCUUACCUGCGGUAUCACAUCUAUCUGUACCUGUAGCAUGCUGUUAAAAACGUAGUUACUGAUAACGGGCUGUGUUGAUGCGGGGAACCUCUUGCCACAAAAACACCUAGGUGCCAUUCGUCCGCCCGCCUGAUAGGGAGAGAGCGAUAUUAUAAAACGAGAAGUGGGAAACCGCUGGGAAACCGCUGCCCCUCUGGCCAUGUUUCAAUCUAUUGCCAGAGCUACUAUUCGCGCUAGUUUGACAUCUCGCCGUCUAAAUAAAAACAACAACUUAUCUAAGCUAUUAUCCACCAUGGCAGACUUAAAGGUUGAUCUCACUGCCCCAAACGGCAAGAAGUUCACCCUCCCUACGGGUCUCUUUAUCAAUAACGAAUUCGUUAAAUCAAGCUCAGGGGCCAAGAUUGCGAGCAUCAACCCGACAAAUGAGCAAGAAAUAUGCUCCGUUGAAGCAGCUAGCGUCGAAGACAUUGACAAAGCCGUAGCUGCUGCGAGGGCUGCAUUGAACCAUGAGUCGUGGCGAGAUAUCUCUCCGACUGAUCGCGGUAGGAUGAUGUAUAAAUUGGCGGAUAUAGUCGAACAAGAAGAGGAUAUCCUAGCUACUAUCGAGACUUGGGAUAAUGGCAAACCACUCGGCGACUCUCAUGGAGACGUAUCCGAGGUCAUCAACACCAUUCGAUACUACGCUGGCUAUGCUGACAAGAUCCACGGCGAAACUAUUCCCACCACAAGCCAGAAGUUUGCCUACACAUUGAAACAGCCUAUUGGAGUCUGCGCUCAGAUCAUUCCUUGGAACUACCCAAUGGCGAUGGCGGCGUGGAAAUUGGGACCAGCACUUGCCUGUGGAAAUACAGUUGUGCUGAAGCCUGCUGAACAAACUCCUCUAUCCAUCCUAUACCUAGCGAGUCUCAUACCCAAGGCUGGCUUCCCUCCCGGAGUUGUCAAUAUUACCAAUGGGUAUGGUAGAGAGGCUGGCCAUGCACUCGCAAGCCACCUGGAUAUCGACAAGGUUGCAUUCACUGGCUCGACUGUAACAGGAAAGCAGAUUAUGAAGACAGCCAGUGUCAACAUGAAGAACAUCACUCUCGAAACUGGUGGCAAAUCUCCUCUGCUAGUCUUCGAAGACGCUGAUAUCGAGCAGGCAGCGAAAUGGGCUCAUGCCGGAAUCAUGAGCAACAUGGGCCAGAUCUGCACGGCGACCUCGCGUAUCCUUGUCCAAGAGAAUAUCUACGAUAAAUUCGUAGACAAGUUCCGGGAGGAGGUCAAGAACACGAGCAAGGUCGGCGACCCCUUCGAGGAGGGCACAUUCCAAGGUCCUCAAGUCACCAAGGCGCAGUACGAGAGGAUCCUGAGCUUUGUGGAAUCAGGUAAGUCGGAAGGGGCCACGCUGACGGACGGAGGUAUCCCCUGUCCGCUCAAUGGAAAGGGUUACUUCGUCGCGCCUACCGUCUUCACCAAUGUGAAGAAUAACAUGAAGAUUUACCGAGAGGAGGUGUUCGGGCCUUUCGUUGUCAUCGUGCCGUUCAAGGCUGAAGAUGAAGCAAUCACGAUGGCGAAUGACACCACCUACGGGCUAGGCUCAGCUAUUUUCACCCAGAACCUCGAGCUUGCUCAUCGUGUCGCUGCGCGCAUCGAGGCGGGCAUGGUCUGGAUUAACUCUUCCAACGAUUCUGAUUUCAGAGUCCCGUUCGGAGGCGUGAAGCAGAGCGGUAUCGGCCGAGAACUGGGUGAAGCUGGUCUCGCCGGAUACAUGCAAACCAAGGCUAUCCAUGUGAAUCUAGGUCAAAAAUUGUAAGAACAUCAAAGUCUAUCGCCCUCGGAAAAGUACGGCAGAUCAAUCCUAUAAUGAUAUCAACUGUUGGAGCUUAAUAGUC
Molecule: messenger RNA, 2036 nt
Organism: Daldinia loculata
Lineage: Eukaryota; Fungi; Ascomycota; Sordariomycetes; Xylariales; Hypoxylaceae
Product: aldehyde dehydrogenase
Exons: 5
Coding region: 365-1957 (530 amino acids)
Molecular function (GO): oxidoreductase activity, acting on the aldehyde or oxo group of donors, NAD or NADP as acceptor
Source: RefSeq, a predicted model, not a curated record